This is a messenger RNA of Nakaseomyces glabratus, 216 nucleotides long. RefSeq lists its product as uncharacterized. The record is from RefSeq and is a predicted model, not a curated record. Lineage: Eukaryota; Fungi; Ascomycota; Saccharomycetes; Saccharomycetales; Saccharomycetaceae.
AUGAGUGACGGUAAGGAAGAUAAGCCCAUUAAGGUUACACUUGAUAGGGGUGGCAAGAAAGUUGAAUAUGACAUAGAGAAGUUCAGAAACCCUCAUAGAGUGAUCCCACAGCGGAUUCCAAACCAGCAGACAACAAAAGACGUUCAUGGUAAGGAAUCCAAUAAUGGCAAUGCAGGCGGGUUGCUGCAAAAUGAUGGACACAGACCAGGCAACUAA